Molecule: messenger RNA, 963 nt
Organism: Pseudomassariella vexata
Lineage: Eukaryota; Fungi; Ascomycota; Sordariomycetes; Amphisphaeriales; Pseudomassariaceae
Exons: 4
Coding region: 1-963 (320 amino acids)
Source: RefSeq, a predicted model, not a curated record
AUGGCCUCUAUCGCUGCCACGCUCACGGGAGAGCAGAUUGCCGCUCUGGCCUAUGCCCUGCCGCCCCUCGAGCCCGAGGGCCUCUGUUACUUCGUCGAAAUCAUCUCGAUUAUCAUCGGUGUCAUCGCCACCAUUGUCGUCGGCCUCCGAGUCUGGAUUCGAGCAGGCCUUUCCGGAGCCACCAAGAGAAUCUGGGGCGUCGACGAUUAUCUUGUGAUAAUUGGAGUUCUUCCGUUCAUCCCUUCCAUCGUCUUUUCCGUAUACUGCGCCCGCUUCGGGGUCGGACGCCUCGACGUCGACCUCCCCGAUCCGCUGUACCAGGUGCGCGCCCUCGAGUAUGUCAUCUAUUGGGAGAUCACCUACUUUAUUUCGUCCACUAUUUUCAAGUGCGCCAUCGGUUUCGCCUGCGUGCGCUUGGACACAAGGGGCCGAGUAUUUUGGCCUAUAACCAUCAACAUGGGCAUCAUGGUCAUAGUCACGAUUAUGGCUCUGACAUUCAUAUUUGCCAACUGUACUCCGUUCCAGGCUAUGUGGAAUCCUGCUCUCGGGCGUUGCCAGUCGAUCAUCGGCUUUCAGACACUCAGUUACAUAGUCUCUGCCGUCCAGAUGGUGACAGAUUGGGCGUGUGCUCUGAUUCCAGUUUUCAUCGUGGCCGGGCUCCAGAUGCCACGACGAACAAAGCUAUCCGUCGUGUGCAUCCUGGGACUGGGAAUCCUUGUUAGUGUAGCCACCAUCGUUCGCAUACCUUACUUAAAGUACUGCGACACGGUCAAGUACCCAAAUGACCUACCGUAUCACCUCGCUGCUAUCGUUAUUACUUCUAACGUCGAAUGUGGUCUUGGCAUCAUCGCAUGUUCUCUGCCUCCUCUCCGCAAACUCUUCAAGUUCUAUUAUAGAUCUUGUCAUGACCCCAAUACGAGCGGCCAGGUUAGUGAGCUUCGCAUUCUCCCUUCGGACAAAUAG